Seminavis robusta is the source of this 1277-nucleotide messenger RNA. The record is from the annotation of a GenBank genome assembly. Lineage: Eukaryota; Bacillariophyta; Bacillariophyceae; Naviculales; Naviculaceae.
GUCUGUUAAGGCUUUGUCCUGCGCCUGCGCCUGCGUCUCAGCAGAGCCGUUGCCAUAUUUUCGUUCGACCCGUCACAUUAUUCUCCACAACUCUGACAAAACUCGAGCCCAGACCCCCAGCAACCCUUUCGUUCUUUCAUCUUCGGACAUCUUCACGACCCUUGCUAGUUACCAUGGCUGAUCCUCUUGACCAAAACUUGAGUUCUAUCAGUAGCGAAAGUGAAGAAAGCGACGAAGAGGAGAGUUCCGAAGAAGGUGACGAAGAAGUCGAUGAGGAAGUCGAAGACAACGCUGCCGUCGUAGAGAAAAAGUCCCUGCCUGCAGAUGAUCUUAUCUGUCCCAUUACUCACGAAUUGUUGUGGGACCCAGUUACAGCCGAAGAUGGGCACUUUUAUGAAAAGGAAGCCAUCGAAGAAUGGAUUGCCGUCAACAGUCGAUCACCUCACACGAACGAGCCCAUCGGGAACCGGCUCCUUCCUGCACCGCAAAUCAAGAGCUUGAUCGAAACAUUGAUUCAGGCUGGUGUUAUCGAUGGAGCGUUAGCUGAUGCAUGGAACGAGAAGGAUCGGGCGUUUCGAGUCAAUCGAAAUAAAGAUGAUUUGAUACGCAAGGCUGGGAGCGGCAACCGAACGGCGAUGCUGAACUUGGCACGAAAUUAUCGUAUUGGUCUAGGUGGCUUCGACAAAGACGAGAACUUGGCAUAUCAUCUGUAUGAAACGGCCCGUGAUGCAGGAUCCGUGAAAGCUACAGCAAGAGUCGGCAUUUGUUUUUGCACAGGAAAAGGAGUUUCAAAGGCCACUCGAAGAGGUGUUUAUUUCCUAACCAAGGCGGCGUUUAAAGGAUCUGACUUAGCUAGCUACGAACUCGGGAUGGCCCUCGCAGACGGUAAGUAUGGAUUGUACGCGGACGAAAAGGAAGCCAUCGAGUGGCUGCAGAAGGCAAGUGGCGAUUGUCGUCACAUGCACAUGACGGCAGAACAAGAAUUCGAUUGUCGAGUAAAACUAGCGGUACUCUUGGAGAGCUAAGUCGGCACUCUUUUGUGUUUUGGAGUGGCGCGGCCAUUGAGAAUGAAAACAACUACAUGUACAUGUACAUGUUUGGUAAAAGGGGUUACCCUUCGACAGAUCGGUACCAUACAUCAGCCCUACCUAAACGGACGCAUCGAGGGUCAACACGUUCCGCUCAAUUAUGAGCUUUCAAGUGCAUGCGUUCUACGAUUCGAACAGACAACAGAGUAGUUCUACUCUUCUUAAAAGUAAUACCAUUGUUUGUUUAGU